AUGUUAACGUCGUUAGCUGAAGAUUGGAUAUCGAGAGGUACGACAAACAGCAAGGUCAUAAGUUUAAAUCUUACAAAUUUAUUCAUAUUAAUGAUAUUAAAAGCCAUCGUUUUCGGUGCUGGAGCCUUCGGUUUCGGACCGCAACAUUAUAAUUAUGGAAGAUCGUCAUCGUCGUAUGUUGAUGACGUCAUACGCGACAACGGGAAUUUUUUUUUUAAAAAUUCAAAAUUUUUAACCGAAUCUGAACUUUUAAUGAUGUUGGGUUAUCUAAGAGGUGAUAAGACUCAAGAUUAUGAUUGCAUGAAAAAAAUUGCUUGCCUCGAUCCGAUAAAAGCAGAAGAAUAUGCAUUUACUGGAAGAUUAUUUCUCAAAGGAUAUCAAUAUCUAACCGAGCCGUUUAAUAACACGAAAUAUUUAAAUGCCCUUUCACACAUGGAUGAAGCCAUUAAUUAUGGUAUUUCCGGUCGGAAUUGUAUGGAAAAGUAUACUUGCCGGAUAAGUUGA
Messenger RNA from Pediculus humanus corporis (human body louse), 504 nucleotides. RefSeq lists its product as uncharacterized. The transcript has 3 exons. Bases 1 to 504 code for a protein of 167 amino acids. NCBI's taxonomy places the organism in Eukaryota, Metazoa, Arthropoda, Insecta, Psocodea, Pediculidae. The record is from RefSeq and is a predicted model, not a curated record.